Molecule: messenger RNA, 720 nt
Organism: Pelagomonas calceolata
Lineage: Eukaryota; Pelagophyceae; Pelagomonadales; Pelagomonadaceae
Source: the annotation of a GenBank genome assembly
AUGGCAUCCGUAGCACCAACCACAGACGACGAGCAAACGUGGUACGCCGCAUGCCUCCGUUUCUACGCCACCGGCGACGCCGACGCGAGAAAGGUCGUGGAGCAACUCGAAGCAAGCGAAGACUCCGCGACGCGCGAUCGGUACCUGCAGCUCAAGGACGCGGCGCGUCGCCAGGCGCACGCGGAGCUCCAAGCUAAGCGGGCCGCAGCGUUCGCGGCUCGCGUCGACGCGCUGCCGGCGAGCGAGCCGCCGACGACCUGGUCCGCCGUGCGCGCCGCCCGCGAGCGACUCUCGGCGGCGUCAGGGCGCUGGCGCGGAGCACCGGGCACAGCCCGCGUGCUCGGCGGCCUCACGAGUCUGCUGCGCGCGCAACGAUCGUCUAGGGGCGGCCGCGUGUUGUGCUGGGUCGUGGAUAGUGUGGCGGUCGUAGAGUCGGGCGAUGAAGCAUUCAUAGACGAGUUCUUUGGAGUCCUGGCGGCUCUCGCGGCGCGAGCGGCCCUCGAUGGCGAUAAGCUCCGAGUCCAGGUCAGCGAGGCGUGGUCCGACCGGGCGCUCGGUCGCGUAUACUCCGCGGCGCCGCGCCCGGACGUGGCGGCCGGCGGCGUCGAAACGACGGACCGCGCGCGCACAAAUGCGAACGGUGAGCGCGACGAGGCCGUGCCCUUCGCGGAGAAGCUGUACGUGCUCGUGCUUGAUCUAUAUGUGUGGUUCUGUGACUAA